Molecule: messenger RNA, 1104 nt
Organism: Fusarium falciforme
Lineage: Eukaryota; Fungi; Ascomycota; Sordariomycetes; Hypocreales; Nectriaceae
Product: Phosphatidylserine decarboxylase
Exons: 5
Coding region: 49-1104 (351 amino acids)
Biological process (GO): phospholipid biosynthetic process
Molecular function (GO): phosphatidylserine decarboxylase activity
Source: RefSeq, a predicted model, not a curated record
GAGCCUACAUGGAUAAUUCCUACAGCCUCAGACCAUUUCGCCGCUAUCAUGCUUCUCUUUGUCUUGUUACACGCCAUUCUGGACUACCUUGUUUCCUGGCUUCAUCCGCGCGCCCAUUGGGGAUGGCUCUCUUGCAACCGCAAAACUGGGAAACUCGAACGCGAAAUCAUCCCGCUGGGCAAGAAACUCAAGCUCCUACUCCUAUUCAACCAUGUGACCGAAUGGCUUGACACCACGCAUGCCAUGCGCUUAUACAUCCAUAACAAAUCAUUGGAAGAAGGCAAAGAAGAGGCAUCUCCAGAAUCAAAGAAGCGAAUCCGGAAAUUUGUAGACUACUAUGGCAUCAACAUGGAUGACUUUGACCCUUCGGAAAUUGACAGGUACAACACAUUCGAAGACUUCUUUGUCAGAAGGCAUACCCCGCAGUCAAGGCCCAUCUAUAAGCCUGAGGAUCCUGCGACCGCGGUAGUUGUCGCCGACUCGAGAGUAGUCACGUAUACAUCAGUCGCAGAGGCAAAGAAGCUAUGGAUCAAGGGACACGACUUUAGCAUCACCAACCUUGUCAUGGAUACGCGGCUGGGGUCCGAGUACGACAAGGCAAUGGUCGCCAGCUUCCGCUUGUCGCCCCAGGAUUAUCACCGCUAUCACUCACCCGUCACCGGCAGGGUCAAGCUGUUCCGAAGUGUGCCGGGGGACUAUUAUCAAGUUGAUCCUGUUGCUCUGCAGAGCCAGGUAGAUAUCUUGACGAGAAACAAGAGGGAAUACGUUGUUAUUGAGACCGAGGAGUUUGGGGAUGUCUUGUUUGUUGCGAUUGGGGCGACCAAUGUGGGAUCAGUCGUCAUACAUGAGAAAUUUCGAAAGGGUGACGCCGGGAUCAAGAAGGGCGACGAGCUAGGAUACUUUCAGUUCGGUGGCUCCUCCAUCAUCGUGGCAUUUCAAGAGAAGAGGAUACAAUUCGAUCAGGAUCUGACCGAGUUGAGCAAGGAGCGCAUUCAAAUCUCGGUCGAAGUGGGCAUGAGCCUGGGUCAUGCAACUCGACGCCAUGUCCGUUCUUUCGGGUCUUCUGAACCUACUUAUGCCGAGGUUGCAAAUCCAAAUGCUUGA